Messenger RNA from Oncorhynchus mykiss (rainbow trout), 2916 nucleotides. RefSeq names its product DEAH-box helicase 32b (gene dhx32b). NCBI's taxonomy places the organism in Eukaryota, Metazoa, Chordata, Actinopteri, Salmoniformes, Salmonidae. Gene Ontology annotation, cellular component: intracellular anatomical structure; spliceosomal complex. Gene Ontology annotation, molecular function: RNA binding; helicase activity. The record is from RefSeq and is a predicted model, not a curated record.
UCUCAUCUGUUGGACUCAGGGAUUAGUGGCCACAUGACUAGUCAGCCUUCACGGUCGCUGGAGUGUGUUUCAUUAUUCAGGCUCUCCCGGUUUGGAGCAGGGCAGGGGCAUUCAUUCGAAGCAAUUUUAUUUAAUUUGAACAACCGACUUCGAAUUAUAUAAAAUCACGUAAACUUUCUUUAAAUUAUUUGCAUGGUCGAGGCUCUUUCUGUUAGCGCGUAGCCUAUCUCUCGAUUGGGUAAAGAAAGGAGCGCGUAAUCCAUUUCAGCCAUGGCGCAGGGCAUAACCGGAGAGAAGUAUUGGGAGGAUAGAGUAGCCUUCGAAACAGAAGGAGCAGGUCAAGAAGUUGUAGAAUAUGGUGAUGUUUUGGAGCUUAAUCGAUUUGACGGACUACCCUACUCCUCUCGAUAUUACACAUUACUGAAGGAAAGGAUGGAUCUGCCAGUUUGGAAAGCCAAGUGUGAUUUCAUGGACAAGCUGGCCAACAGGCAGUUUAUUAUUGUCUCUGGCACGGCAAGAACUGGCAGAAGCUCUCAGUGGGGAGUACUGAACCGGUGCACACUUCAGGAGAAAAGAGAGAUGUUCAAACUGAUCCCCCAGUGGUGUGCAGAGUUCUGCCUGGCUGUCCAGUACCAGAAUGGCAUGGUGGUGUGCACCCAGGUCCACAGGCAACAUACAGUGGAUCUGGCCCUGCGUGUCGCUGAUGAGAUGGACGUCAACAUCGGCCAUGAAGUGGGCUACAGCAUCCCCCUAGAGACAUGCUGCUCUGGUGACACUGUUCUCAGGUACUGCACUGAUGACAUGCUGCUCAGAGAGAUGAUGUCAGACCCCAUGCUGGAGCACUACGGUGUCAUCGUCAUCGACCAAGCCCACGAGAGGACGGUCAGUACAGAUGUUCUACUGGGUCUUCUCAAAGACAUCACCCUGCAGAGGCCCGAGCUCCGUGUGGUGCUCCUCACAGCUACACACCCAGGACCCAAACUACUGGGCCACUACAAGAAUGUCCCACUGAUCCAGCUGGAGGGGGUAUGUUCAGCGGAGGUGGUGUAUACUGGUACCAGCCACAAGGACUACUUCUGCUCUGCCCUGCGUCUGGUUCUGGAGAUACACCACUCCCAAGAGGAAGGGGAUAUAGUCGUGUUUUUGGCCACAACUCAAGAGAUAGAUCUUGCCCGUGAUAUCCUCCUUCGCGAGGAGGCCAAUAUACCCACACAUCUAGGGGAACUUCUCCCUAUCUCGGUGCACCCUGGGCUGGGUGGAACUCUACCCAUGCCGGGUGAAGAGGAAGGCCGGUGCAGAAGAGUAUUCCUCACCUCCAGUCCAAAUGAAGACCUCUUUUGGGCUGUGCACAUGCUGAACUUUGUCAUUGAUGCCGGUGUCCAGAAAAGAAAUGUUUAUAACCCUAGGAUCAGGGCGAACUCAGUCGCCAUUCAACCUAUCAGUCGGAUCCAAGCAGAAAGCCGCAAACAGCUUGUAGGACCAACAGGGAAGACUUUUUGUCUGUACCCAGAGGACACACCCCUUCCCAGUGAAACACGCCCCCACAUCCUUGAGUCUGACAUCACAUCCACAGUGCUCUUCCUGAAGAGGAUGGACAUCGGCGGUCUGGGCCGCUGUGACUUUAUCGACAGGCCAGAUCCGGAGGGUCUGAUGCAGGCCUUGGAGGAACUGGACUAUCUAGCAGCCCUGGAUGACGAUGGGAACCUGUCGGAGAUCGGCAUCAUCAUGUCUGAGUUCCCCCUGGAGCCCCAGAUGGCCAAGACACUACUAGCCUCCUGCGAGUUUGACUGUGUCAACGAGGUGGUCACCAUCGCCGCCAUGCUGACAGCACCAAGCUGCUUUCUGGUCCCCUCAAGGGAGUUGAGGCUAGAGGCCUCUCAGUGUCACCUGAAGUUCCAGCACCCAGAGGGAGACCACUUCACCCUCAUCAACAUCUACAAGGCUUUCAAACAGAACCAGCAUGAGCCCUUUGUCAGUGUGGAGAAGUGGUGUCAGGACUACUUCCUGAGUCUGUCUGCCCUGCAGACGGCUGAUGCUAUCCGCUCUGAGCUGACUGACAUCCUGAGGAGGAUAGAGCUGCCUGUCUCCAUGCCUUCCUUUGGCUCCAAGGGAAACACUCUCAACAUUAAGAGAGCGCUGCUAGCUGGCUUCUUCAUGCAGGUGGCAAGGGAUGUGGAUUCAUCGGGGAAUUACUUCAUGUUGACACACAAGCACGUGGCCCAGAUCCACCCUUUCUCUGCCUACGGCACCAAGACACCCAAACUGGGCCUGCCGGAGUGGGUCCUCUUCCAUCAGUACUCCUUCUCAGAGGACAACUGCAUCCGCACCGUGUCCCACAUAUCCCCAGAGGAGUUCAUUCAGAUGGCUCCACAGUACUUCUUCUUCAACCUGCCUCCCAGCGAGAGCAAGGACAUCCUCCAGAACAUCUUAGACAAUGGAGCUGAACACUACAAAGCGAAGAAGCUUCAAAAGAGCCCCAGUCUAGAGAGCAUACCCGAAGUCACCGCCAGUUGUGUCAUACAGUGAUUGUGAAGGCCUUGGUUGAGAAUGUCUUGGAGGCAUAAACUCCCUACUCAUUCCCCGGUACUGUAUUAUAUGAUCCUUUUCACCAGUGUUACCUUUCAGUCUUCUCAUCACCAGUGUUACCUUUGAGUCUUCUCAUCACCAGUGUUACCUUUGAGUCAUUGAAACUAAGAAUAAUGUUAAUGUCAGGCUAUUAGUUAAUUACUGGAAUUGAAUUAUGGGAAGAAAAGUUACACUAUCUGUCCAGAUUGCCAAUGUGUUAGUUUUAGCAAUAUUUAUAUAGGCAUCCUUUCUAGUCAAUGUAUAUUUAAUUUAUAGAGCCCUACGUAUGUACAGGGAUGUACGUUGUUUCUUGGAACUUGCAGUUUAAUAAUAAACACACCACUAAAAAUG